UUAAAAGUAUAACAGUACCAAAAUCAGGCAGGCAUACUACCAGAGGAAUUCGUGACUAUAGAAAUUUUGUUGAAAGUGAUUUUAUAGAAGAAAUAUUGCAAGUCCCUUGGGACAUUGCAUGCCAAUUUGACGACCCUAAUGUAUGCUGGCAAGCUUGGAAAUCUAUUUUCCUCGAAAUUCUUGACAGGCAUGCGCCUAUGCGAUGUAAGAGAAUAAGGGGAACCUCGGUGCCUUGGAUAACAUCCAAUGUUAAAAGGUUAAUGAAGAAUAGGGAUUUUCAUAAAAAGCAAGCAAUAAAACAUGCUUCUUCGGCACAUUGGGAUAUGUAUAAAAUUGAACGAAACAGGGUCAAUGUGGCCAUGAGAAGCGCCAAAAAAGUAUACUUUCGUGACAAAAUCAAGGAAUGCUUACAGAGUAGGGAUGUUAAAAAGAGCUGGAAUUUGAUAAAUACUUUACUAAGCAGAAAUAAGAAAUCAUCCAAUGUUAAUGAACUUCAUAUCAAUAAUUCAGUUAUCGUAGAUAAUAAGCAAGUAGCUGAUGCCUUUAAUGAAUAUUUCGUACAAAUUGGCCCUAAGCUAGCGGCUGAAGUGUGUGACCCAACCAGUCAAUUUACAAACAGCUCGGACCCCCAAGAUUGUUCCAACAGUUAUCUUGGCCCACGCUUUGUUUUUUCUCAAAUUAAUCAAAUCAAUGUCGCCACAAGUUUAAGUCAACUUAAAGUCUCAAAAGCUACGG
Paramuricea clavata is the source of this 735-nucleotide messenger RNA. The record is from the annotation of a GenBank genome assembly. Lineage: Eukaryota; Metazoa; Cnidaria; Anthozoa; Malacalcyonacea; Plexauridae.